This is a messenger RNA of Pocillopora verrucosa, 2538 nucleotides long. NCBI's taxonomy places the organism in Eukaryota, Metazoa, Cnidaria, Anthozoa, Scleractinia, Pocilloporidae. The record is from RefSeq and is a predicted model, not a curated record.
AUGCCUGAUCCACCGCCGUCUUCGAGUGGAAACCCCUCACAGCAAAUUUUCCCGCCGCCGAUGAUGCAGGGCAUACAACCGCCCACUGGCUUAAAACUGUCGGCGAAAGACAAGGCCGUAAACUGGAAAGUUUAUAAACAGAAAUGGGAGAACUACUCUAUCUUAGCACAGCUCGACAAGCAGACGGAGGAAUACAGAGUGGCAUUAUUCCUUUACACAGUAGGACCCGACGCGGUCAAGAUUUACAACAGCUUUGACCUCAGUGACGAAAACCGAUGCAAGCUGUCCGAGAUAAUCAACCGCGAUCAAAAGGAAGGAGAAUCCAUAGAUGACUACGUAGGAGAACUUCGGACACUUGCACAAACAUGCAAUUUCCGCACGUGUUUACACAACACACUCAUCCGCGACCGAAUCGUACUUGGCCUAGGUGAUGGAGGAACGCGCAAACGCCUAUUGAGUCAAGGCAAACUAACUUUCCAAAAGUGCAUCGAGAUCGCGAAAAGCGACGAAGUCUCGAACACACAGCUUAAGAAUAUGGAUCAGACUACACAGGAACCUGAAGAUGUCCAUAAGGUGAAGAUGGAGAGACCGAAGAAACCAGAGCGCAAAUACCCGAAGCAAACGGGCCGAGAUAAUCGGAACCGGAAACCCAACGAUGACAACACAAGCGACAGGCCAUGUGAUUUCUGUGGGCGAAAACAUCGUAAAGGCAGAACCAAUUGCGCCGCUUGGGGCCGUAUUUGUGGAGCAUGUGGAAAAAAAAACCACUUCGCGUCCCAGUGCAGAGCAAGAGAGAAAACACACAAUGUUGAAUUUGAAGAAGACGAAACCAGCGAGGAAGAAUUCCUGUAUUGCGUGACCUCGAAACCAGAGAUGACAGGAACUGUCAACAGCGUCUCGGAACGUGAAAUAUACGCACAGAUGCUUAUCAACGAGAAGCCCAUUAAGUUCCAUAUCGACUGCGGUGCAACCGUAAAUGUUUUGCCAAGUAAAUACGUCAACAAAGAAGAUAUCCAGCCAACGAAACGUGUUUUGCAGAUGUGGAAUAAGACUGAACUUAAACCUGAAGGAAUCUGCCGCGUGACCAUACGCAAUCCUAGGAAUCAAAAGAAGUACUCCGUAGAGUUCAUCAUCGUCAAGGAGAAUCUCACCCCACUGCUAGGCGCAGCAGUGAUACAGCAGAUGGGACUUAUUGAAGUACACGAAGAGAAUUGCGAGAAAAUCGCUGCAGCGAGAGUGGCAAAUACUAAGUCCCAGACAGCACAAGAAAUCAUUGAAGAAUACCGUGACGUAUUUGAGGGCGACUUGGGGACACUUGAAGGACUGCAGCACCUUGACGUUGACCCUUCUGUGCCUCCCACCAUUGCACCAUCGCGACGAGUGCCAUUCGUCAUUAAACCGAAGCUCAAAACUGAGCUUGAUAGACUGACAGACAUUGGUGUACUGGUGCCUGUUGAUGAGCCCACCGACUGGGUGAGCAACCUUGUCAUUGCAGCAAAGGAAUCGGGUGAUCUGAGACUUUGCUUAGACCCGCAGCAACUGAAUAAAGCACUGAAGAGAGAGAGAUACCCCCUGCCUGUGAUAGAUGAUGUACUCCCAAGCCUUGCACGAGCAAAAGUUUUCACGAAAAUAGAUGCCAGAAACGGCUACUGGCAUGUAAAACUGGAUGACGAGUCGAGCAGGCUGACGACUUUUGACACUCCCUACGGCAGGUACCGGUGGAAACGCCUUCCAUUUGGAGUCAGUGUGGCCAGUGAGAUAUUCCAGAAGAGGCUGAACCAAGCACUUGACCGACUAGAUGGCCUGCUGACAGUACACGAUGACAUGGUCAUCUAUGGAGUAGGGGAGACAGAUGAGGAGGCAACCGCUGACCACAACAACAAGCUGCAGCAGUUCUUACAGUGGUGCACAGAGCAAGGAGUAAAGCUCAACAAGAAGAAACUCAAGCUGCUAUGUAAAGAGAUACCCUACAUGGGACACUUGGUCACAGCAGAUGGCCUGAGACCUGACCUAGAAAAGAUUGAGGUCGUACACAACAUGCCCAAGCCAGACAAUGUCAAAGCUGUCAGGCGAUUCUGCGGGUUCGUGAACUAUCUUGCAAAAUUUCUGCCACGGAUGGCAGAGGUGCUAGGACCCAUACAGCAGUUGACACGUAAAGAUGUACCAUGGCAAUGGCAACAUGAACAGGAGGCAGCCUUUGAGAAGGUCAAAGAGCUUCUGACAGAGGCACCCUUGUUGAAGUAUUACAACCCUGGUGAGGAACUCACAGUGCAAUGCAACGCAAGUGAAAAGGGACUUGGGGCUGCCCUCAUGCAGAAUGGGCAACCCAUAGCCUUUGCAAGCCGUGCCAUGACAGACCCAGAAAUACGUUAUGCACAGAUUGAAAAGGAGAUGCUGGCAGUAGUAUUUGCGCUACAGAAAUUUGACCAGUACGUCUACGGUCGCUCAGUGACAGUUCAGAGUGAUCAUAAGCCGCUAGCCGCCAUCUCCAACAAGCCACCCGAAGCGCACCCAAGAGAUUACAAGGGAUGCUGUUGA